CUGGCUCGCUCGCUCGCUGCUGCGCGCCAGCCGCGGCUGCCGAAGGAGCGGGCGGCACCGCCCCCGCGCUCCCGUUUCCCGGGCGCGCCCCGCGCCCAGCGCGCAGCCGCACUGCUCCAAAACAGUUUCUUGCUCACGUCGGAGAAGCCGCUUCCGUUUCCAACGCCGCAUUCCGGCCACAGCUGCCCGUACCCGAGCCCCGCUCGCUCCGCCGCCCGAGGAGGACCCCGCGCUCAGCCGCUCCAUCAAGCCAUGUCGGAGGAGGAUUAUUUGUGUGUGAAGGCUGAGGAGGAGGAUGAAGCACUGAUUAUGGACCUUGAAGACAGCGGGCUGUCCACACAAAGCUGCAUGCCAGUGCCACAGAACUCUGAAGCAAACAGUGCUGUUCACCACAUGAGUCAACUUGCCUAUGGAAAUGAAGGCUUGCCAGUGCUUGCAGAUCUAACAGCCUCACAAAUGGGUCAUUCUGCAAUGAUGCAGAGAGGAAAUGGUCACAGCCCUGAGAAAAGGGAUUUUGUGGUUUUGCGUAAUAAAAGAAAGCGAAUUUCUCCUGCUGUAGUGGAACACAGUGUGAUGAGAACCAGGGAAGAAGAAUAUGAAGAUAAUGACAGUGUCAUUUAUGAGUAUGAACCUGACUAUGAAUGUGAAAGCGUUUUAUCUGAAGCUUCUUAUACUGGGUAUCAACAGAAUCCUCUUAUGGAGGUCCUCAGUUAUUGCCAGGCCAUGUAUGAUGCCAUUCAGAAACUGGAUAAAAAAUUUGAUCUGCUUCAUCGGAAGGUCUCGGAAAUGCAGCAUACUCGUAUAAAGCCAUUCUUGCUCAAACCUAAACCAGUUGGAUUUACAUACAGAAGUUCCAGUCAUUUGCCUUCAGGAAAAAUAAGAGUACAAAAACCCAUGGAAAGAGAUUUAAGUCUUCAUCGUUCUUCAUCAGGCCAGGGAAGGCAUAGCCCAGUUGUAAGGAUUGCUUUGCAAAAUGGUCACGUUCAAGUCAAUUCCAAAACAAAACACGUCCUGCAGAGUUUUCAGCUUGAAUCUCAUCAGCCUGUUGGAAGGCAGAGCCCACCACUUCCCACAAUAGUUUCUACACAUUCAUUACAUUCAUCAUACACAGCAACUAAUGGGAUGCCUGACCUUUCACCACAAUCAAAUCUUGCUCCCAGUAUUGUGGAAAGUACUGUCAACAUUGCAUCUUCUUCACCUGUGCCAUCACCAUCGAUACCAGCACCGUCUGAGCCCAGUCAGGAAAAUAAUGCUGUGGAGUUGAACUACAGAAAUGCGUCUGAGGAUGUGAAUAUUAGUGAAGAACUACCAUCUUCUUCAGUCUUCAUCAAUCCUAGCCUUGAGUUUGUUGGUGACCCAGCAAGAAAUGUAAAAGUUCUUGGAAACCAUUUGGUGAAGGCUCGGCAAAAGACUAAACCCAAGUACGCAGCGCGCCACUUGGUUCGUGUCUUGUUCCCCAAGAAAACUUUAUUGUGCAGCAUCAUGGGAGCGAGUGCACGAGGGCGCAGGACACUGGAUCCAAACAAAAUUGCUGCAAUAAGAGAGUUUCUUGCAACUAACUUUCCAACCUAUGAUUUGAGCGAGCGUGGAAAAGACUGGAAAACCUGUAUCACAAAUGUCAAUUCUAUGAUCCGCUCCUUACGCUCUGAAAACAAAGCAAAGAAGACAACUGAGAGGAAAGAAGAAGUGUCUGAUGCUCCUGAUACAUCUCAUUGUGUAGAUUUAAAUGAUAAUGAAGAUAGUGGAGACAAUUCUCAGAAAAUGACUGGCUCCACAACUGACACAUUGCAGAAUUCAGAAUCGGAUAAGUUUCCAGAAGCUUUCCACACAUCUUCAGUCAAACAACAACAGUCUUUGGAACCUAUGGAACCUCUUGGGAGCCCGUGGCGCAAUGUUCAGUUGCCUUUCUCCGUAAUUUACGUCGCUAAGGGGAAGGUACGGCCGGAGUUGUCAGCUCGCUUCCUGAUUCGUCACAUGUUCCCAGAGGAGCUGCUGGUGAAAAGCAACGUGUAUGGCAGUCUUGAUCGUGGCAUGAGCCCACUGGAUUCCAAUAAAAUUAAUGCUCUCAGAGAGUUUCUUCAAGAGAAUUUUCCAUCCUUUGAUCUAAAUGAAAGUGGAUUUGAUUGGAAGGCAUGCGUGGCUGCCAUAAACAGCACAAUCCGCAGCCUCAGACAUGAGCUGAAAAAGGCAACGUCUGGAAGCCGCCAGAGAGCCCGGGCAGAGUCCCCCAGAAGAUCCCACUUCCGUAAAGCUGUCUCUCAGACUGAAGCUCUCUAGCAUCUGUCUCAAAUCUUAAUUUAGCAGGUUUUUAUUAAUUCCAUGUAAAAGCCUGUAAUAUCGAGCUGUCCUGUUCAAGUGAGGUGUCAGCAGCACAAAUAGCAUCACUUCAUGAGACCAAAAUUAGCAGAAGGCUUGGGAGCCUUAACUCUUUGCAUAGGUAGUGUUUGUGCUCCUCAGAAAUUAUUUUCAGUGUUCCCUGUAGCAUUUGCAAUGUGCAUCUUCUCAUGAUUCUCAAAGCAUCUUCUUAUGAUUCAUUGAAUCUGAAAGAUUAAUCUGGUUAGAAAAGAUGCACUGUGCAUCAAUUCAGCACAAGCAGAUGGAAGAGAGGAGAGGAAGGAGUGGUCCUCCUUGGAGGGUGAAUCAUAGCCAGUUAAAUUAUCUCAUUAUGUGUGAGGAAUGAAAUUUGCUUUGACAAUUGCGUAUAUUCAGCAAAAAUAUCAGAAAGGAAAAAUAUUUUUAAUUGCAUUUAGUUAAUGCAUUUGUCGUAUCUGGACUUGAUGAUCUUCAAGGUCUUUUCCAACUAAUGAUUGUAUGAUCUCUCACAUUUUUGCCUCCUAUAUCCGUGGGGUUUUUGCAGGAUAAGAGGCAGACAACAAUGUAAGUACAGCUGGUAAUGUAUGGGGGAAUGAUGCCUUAAUUUUUAGCUUUCAUAUUUUCCAGAUCCUGUACUGCAUUAGUAUAUAACUUUGAACUUCAUGUGAAGUGUUAGCAGAUUCUCUUCACAGUUUAGUUAGACAAAACAAUCCUUUUCCAGCCUGAGAAUCAAGGACACCAUUGCAGCUUCAGGCCCAAAAAGUAUAAACAGCGAAAUGAGAGGAGCGGUGUUGGAGGAUGGGACUGCUUAACCUGAAGCUGUAAUUGUACAAUUAACCCCAGUAUGUAAAUUGACCAAAGCUUAUGGACGUGCAAAAACUCCUGACCUAUCAUCCAUCUUGGGCAUAGCCUCAGCCAGGCUCUUGUAUUGCCCAGGGUGUAUCUUUUGGAGGCCUUUUAAUAAAUACCUACUUUAUUCCUUUAAAACUGUCUAGCCUCUGUUCUAGGUAGCCUCUCAAGGCAUCAGUUACACUGCUUUGCUCUGAUUUAGCUGUACUAAAAGGACAAAAAAAAAA
Molecule: messenger RNA, 3389 nt
Organism: Passer montanus (Eurasian tree sparrow)
Lineage: Eukaryota; Metazoa; Chordata; Aves; Passeriformes; Passeridae
Gene: BEND2
Product: BEN domain containing 2
Exons: 12
Coding region: 253-2277 (674 amino acids)
Molecular function (GO): DNA binding
Source: RefSeq, a predicted model, not a curated record